UUGUACCGCUGUUUCCCAUGUUAACGCGUCUGUCCAAACUUGUUAAUGAAAGAAACUGGAUAUAUCAGUUGUUAAAAGGAAUACUGCGACUUUCGAUAUGGUGGUGAAGAAAAAGACUCCCAAAGUUGAAGCUGUGGUCUUGGACGAUGCUAAACUUGAAAGAUUACAGAAUUCCUUAGCUGCUGAGGGAGAUGACACAGCCAGGGAGCUCGCCCAGGAGCUGUUGGCGUGUCUGGCCUCAACUGACCCUGUCCAGCAGAUCCAGUUGAUCAAGAAGGCCGGUGAUGUAUUGGAGGGCAUUCCAAAGCCAGAUGACAACCGAUCGUCAUCUCCUCUUCUGUUGGCCAGCGUGGAGGCCCUGUGUGUGAUGUUCAUGUCUGUGGAGUCCAAGAACCCCUUGAAAAGGGCCGCUGCCAGUGCUUUGAGAUCUGUUCCAGAAUGGUUGCAAGAGAAGGCAGCUGUGUGUCUGUCUGAGUGUCUGUCUGGCGGCCUCUCCUCACUGGGGUUAGAACACUACACACGGCUCACGGACACAAUCACAGCCUGUCUGGAUGGGGUUCCGAUAGGUGAGAAGGGUGUUCAGAUUUUGCAGACAGAAGUGCUUCAUUUCUUCCACAAAGCCUUGUGUGAAUACCUGCAUCAGAACAGGUCCCUCUCGGGGCAGCACGUGGCCCAAGCCCAGCUCAUGCACUCCUGCCUGGGGGCAGUGAAGGCCUCCAUGCUGGUGCUACAGAGGACCCAGGAGCUGCUGGUCACCAUGCUGAAGACCAUGACACCAGAGUGUCCACUCCAGCUGGCCCUGAGUGGGCUGAUGUCCUGCUACACACAGAUCCUCACUGAUGAGGAGUUUGUGCAGUCGGUGCAGAGCACAGCAGGGAUGGCCGUGGUGCUGCUCAUCAGAUGUGUGAUGCAGAGCGAAGAGGAUGUAGCCAAAGAGGUUACAGGUCUCCUGCAGUGCAGACAGCAGCAGCAGCAUGGCCCUGGUAGUGUCUCCCCCUCCUGGCUGAGGGAGAGCUGCGUGGGCCUGUACGACUCUGGCCGCCCGGCAGCACUGGUCCUGUUCCUGUGCCACGGGGCGCUGGCCAUGCUCAGCUGGAGGGGCCGCAGCCCGGGCACGCAGGCAGAAGCCCUGCUGCUCUCUGUCCCCCACGCCAUACUGGAGCUGGACUCCAGUGUGAAAGAGUCCAGCACUGCCAUGGUAGUGGCGCGCAUGCUGACGCUCUGGAGCGCCACUGCCCUGGACAUCCUCCAGGGGCCGACGAGACCCCCUGCCGUCCUCUGCUCUGCCGUGCGGGGAGACGCUCCGCUGCCCUCCCGCCUCCUGGAGCACGUCUACGCCCACUGGGAGCACCCGCUGGACGGCGUACGCCACCAGACACGCUCUCUCUUCCGGAACCUUCUGUUGCUCCAUCAGGCCUCCUCGGCAACCGUCGGGGAAGAUGGCCGCCCUGAUGAUUCAUCCUCGCCCUUGACCGCCGACCCUUACAUUGCCCACUUGACGCGUGGUCUCCUGGCGCUGGAGUGGCACAUGCGUGGCAAGUACGGCUCCCUCUCGUGCCUGGUGGAGCUCCUGGGCGCUGGGUACCUGUUGGCGCUCGAGCCUGGACUGCCCGCCAGCCUGCUCGGCCUCAUGGGAGACCAGACUCUGGCGCCGUACGCCAGCGAGCUGCUGGAGAGGCUGUUUGUGAGCCACAAGGCCCAGCUGAGCGGAGGGCAGGCAGGGGAGACGACGUCAGGAGAGGCGGAGGGUGUGGAGGGCUGGAUGGAGGAGUGGCAUCGCACCUGGGUGCGCCCCCUGCUGGUGGUGCUGUGUAAGGCCCGGCUGGACCAGACCACCUACAUCCUGGACUACUUCCUGCCCAGGCUGCUGCGCUGCAACCCGGCCAGUCUGGGUCACAUGGUACAAGCCCUGCAGGAGGGCCCGCCCGCUGCCACAGGAUCGUCCGGCAGUCGUGGGGCGGUGGGGGCCCUGAUGACGUGUCUGCGAGCAGCCCGUGCCCAGGGGGUGUUGAAGCCUACGGAGGACGCACUGUGGGGAGGACUAGUGCCCCUCCCUUUACUCAGACACGGCCUGCUGCACAAGCACGACCAGGUGCGCAUGGACACACUGGGCCUGGUGUGUGAGAGUCAUCGCAGCACGGAGACCAUCUCCCCACAGGAAGUGGACCUCAUCCAACACUUCCUGCCCAGUAACCUCAACACCCAAUCACCAGGGGUCCGCCAGCAGACCGUCAGCCUCAUCAAGAAGCUUUUAUGUCGGUUAAAGGACAGUGCUCAGCUGCUUCAGAAAAGAGCAAGUCAGGACAAAGACCCUCAGCAAAAGCUGACUGACCAACACACACUACAAUCAUACAAGGAGUUCCUGAGCUGGUUCUGUGAGACUCUGUUUGGGUCGUUGGCUGUGGGGGUGUCUUUCUCCACCUCACUCACAGCUCUUCAUCUGCUGACACUGGUGGCCGAACACUUUUCCUUCUCCACAGGCCCUGAUGGCUUUGCUCUGGGCGAGUGUGUGAGUGAGGUCCAUGCCGAUGCUGUGCUCUACUGUACAGCCAAUAACUUCCUGGAGGUCAAGCAGCUGGCCUCUUGUCUCCUUCGGAAGCUCCCAAUGAAAGUGGUCCGUUUAGAGGACCCUGCUCGACUGAGCUCAUUGUUGGAGGCCGCCCUGGCCCUCAGCACCAGCACGCGGCCCUUUGACAGCGUCUCGGCUGCCCACCUCCUCAAUCUGCUGGCGCACCAGCCCUGCCUGAGGCCGGCGCUCGUCCUCUCUGCCCAGCAUCAGGGCUUCCAGCUUCAGCCGCCGCAACCGGGCGAGACCCAGGCUUCGGAGCAGGCCUCCACCACACUGGAGAAGAACACAUUGACUUUGAUCAAGUUCUUGCUGGAGUGUUUGAAGGCGGAGGUUACCCAGGCAGAGCAGUCUCUACUGCAGGCUGCUGCUGCAUAUCCCCUGUAUGGGAGAGCCCACUGCAUCACAGCAGCCCUUCAGCAGCUUGACACAGGGUCUCUGGUGCUGGCAGGUGAGUGGAGAGCUCUGGUGCCUGAGUUGAUAAGCGUGUGCUACCGCAUGUCUGACGUGGUGUCACCGGUGGUUCAAAGCUCCUCUCCCGAGGGCCUUAUCCCCAUGGAUACAGACGCAGUGGAAGCAUCGGCUGGUCUUCAGAGGAUCCUUCAAGAGAUUCAGCCCAGAGACACCAAUGACUUCUUCAAUGACUCUCGACAACUAGACACACACGCAGAGGAAACGCACACAGCAGAGGGGCCUGUGCAAGAGAAGACUAAAGGUUCUUGUGGCGAAGCGUACCGGGUGACGGCCCAGAUGGUGCUGGUCUGCUGCUGGCGGACCAUGAAGGAGGUGUCCAUGCUGCUGGGGGAACUCUGCCAGAGCCUGCCCUUACACACACACACCAAGCAGGGCCUCAUCACCGAGGAACAGGUGGAAGGUGUGGGCCAGUACUUCCGUGAGCAGCUUCUGCAGUCUCGCCAUCGAGGGGCCUUUGAGUUGGCCUAUGUGGGCUUUGUGCGCCUAACAGACAUGCUCUGCAGGAGUGGCAGUAAGACCCUACAGCAGCUGCCUGCCCAUUGGCUGAGGGAGGUCCUCGCGGAGGUCCGCACCAGCGACCCCUCCUCCAAGCUCUGUGCUACGCGCCGCAGCGCUGGAAUUCCCUUCUACAUCCAGGCUCUGCUGUCGUCUGAGCCCAAGUCCUCCAGCUGCAGCCUGUUGAAGAUGACCAUGAAGGAGCUGACUGCUCUGGCCAUGCCCACCAAGGGGGUCGCCACGGACUCCAGUACAGUACCACAGGUGCACGCUCUGAACAUCCUGAGGGCCCUGUACCGCGACACCCGGCUGGGGGAGAACAUCGUGCCCUUUGUGGCUGAAGGGCUGCAGGCUGCCGUACUGGGCUUCACCUCACCCAUAUGGGCCGUCAGGAACUCCUCCACUCUUCUCUUCAGCACAUUGAUCACUCGCAUCUUUGGCGUGAAGAAAGGCAAAGACGAGCACUCCAAGAAAAACAGGAUGACUGGCAGGGAGUUCUUCACUCGUUUCCCAGCGCUCUACCCUUUCCUCCUCAUUCAGCUGGAGGAGGCUGCCAGCUCUGUGGACAGUGACUCGGGCCAGGUGAAGCUGCACCCCAGCCUGUUCCUGCUGCUGCUGGUGCUGGGCCGCCUGUACCCCUCCCCCAUGGACGGCUCCACCUCCCCCCUGGGCCUCGCCGCAUUCAUGCCCUUCAUCAUCAGAUGUGGAUGCAGCGCGGUCUACCGCACGCGGGAGAUGGCCGCUCGCGCCCUCGUGCCCUUCGUCCUGCUCACCCAGAUCCCGGCCACCGUCCAGGACCUUCUGGAACAGCUGCCCUUGCAGCCCGGCACCAGGACCCAGCAGAACCACAUCCAUGGCACCCUCCUGCAGGUGCUGUUCCUGCUCCGCUCCUACCAGGCGGACUCCCUGAAGCCCCAGCUGGGAGCAGACAUCACACACACCCUGCACCAGAGGCUCUGGCUAGCCAGCAGGCGAAACCCAUGUCUGGUGACCCGCGCUGUGUGUUUGGACCUAUUGGGCUGUGUGUGCUCACCCGACUCUGGUUUUCAAGAUGACGCUCAGCUACAGUCUCUCCAUAAUGACAUCAUCUCCCUGCUCCUGACCUCUGAGCUGGCGAUGACCCCUGGUAGUCAUGGAGACGACCCCCGAUGCUCCCUCUCGGUACCCGGGUUCGUUCAGUACCUGCAGAGCCUGGCCCGCCUGGCCUCCAGCGUCUGCCUGACGCCUGGCGUGACGAUAAAGGACCCCCAAAGCUCCCAGCUCUUUAGGUGUCUCCUGCAGUGCCCGUAUUACGAGGUGCGAGAGCUGGCCCUGGAGGCCCAGCUGAAGAUGAUGAUGAUGAAGGCGGAGGAGGAAGAGGAGGCGGAGGGCAACAAGGACAGGGCGUUGACCUUUGACCCUUACACACAAACUCUCUGUAGAAUGGUGAUGGAGGAGACGCACUUGCCAUGCUUGGCCAAGGUGCUGCAGGUUCUGUCCAUUCUCCCUGUCUCGUCUCUGCUGUCGUUAUCAGAUGUCCACCCUAUGCCCCCUGAGCCCUUGCUACCGCUCCUGCAGCACAUUCUCAGCCUGGCCCAGGACAACACACACAGUGUGGAUCUAUACUGUGCCUCCCUUAAGAUGGCUUCCGGCCUGGUCAACCACCUGAUAGAGAACACAUCACAGGAGCUGCAGGCCUCUGCAGUGGCCAGCCUGGGCCUGUGGGUGGCGCUGGUGAGGCAGGGUUGUGCUGAGGACCAACCCACUGAAGUCAAGCUCAUCACCGCUCAUGUACUGACGGAGACCACAGCCUGCUUGCUGACCAACCACUCCUUGCCGCUCGGUAUAACCCACACGUUGGCGUUGUGGCAGUCCCUCUUCACGCUGCUGCAGGAUGAGGAGCAGGAGGUUCGAGACCGGGCCUCACACUGCAUCUGCAACACCCCACAAGACCAGCUCAGGGCUCUGCAGCCAGAUGUGGCGGUGGGGGCCGUGUGCCCGCCGGUGGCACUCCGUCUGGGCCUGGCACUCCUCUGCCGUCUGCUGCCAGUGUGGGGCCAGGUGGGCACGGGCACAGCCACACUGCUGGACUGGCUACUGGGAGACUGCACGCUGGAUGCUGCAUCGCAGGAUAGCGGCCAAGUGGAUGAAGAGUUCCUCUUUGAGAAGGGCGAUCUAAACCUAUGGGCAGAGCCUCUUCAGUGGGCACGGCUGUUGCACCAGCACCUCAGCGUGUUGGCUCAGACGGCCGUGCCGGGCGCCGCCAGCAUCCCCACCGUUGAGAUGCACAGGCUAGAGGAGCGGGCACAGGCGCAGGCUCGGGCGUCGGAGCAGGCGUUGGGGGCGCUGCCCGCCCUGCCGCAGUUUUCCGCCGCCCUGGAGCACGCCAGGCUGGCUGUCCAGAGAGAGCGGGCAGCCCUGGCACUUGGAGUUCUGAAGACACUACAGGGCCAUGCAGCCUCCAGUUAGGGGCCCCACCACACCUGAUGAUAGGUGGUCACUGAUGGACAACCUGGAUUCACAAGCUACAAUCCAAUGCCACAUAUUCCAAAUUGCCUGGUUUUACCUUUAAAGAAAAAACAGGGUAAAUCACUGCACACUGGUCUUCUUUGAUUUACUGAAAGUUAAUUUUGAUGAACAGCGCUUUUUGCUGUGUCUUUACAAGAUAAACUUCCAAUAAAUCAAAGAGGACCAGUGUGCAGUGAUUUACAUUGUUUUUUUGGAUUACUUUAACUCGCAGAUGGGCAAAUUUCAGGCCCGUGGGCUUGGGCCACAUGAACCUUAUAAGAAAGACAACCUCUAAAUUCCAAGUGAUACUCUUACCCAACAUUCUUUAAAAUGCAUAAUGGUUUCAUUAUCUGCGGAGGUGGUUUAGGCCCCAACAGGCAUAGCUAGUGGGUUUGGCCAGUGCUCCACAUAGAUGGCAAGCCGUCUACUAGAAAAGCCCUAUAGCUUUGUGUUAUUAGGAGAAGAAAGCCAAAAGACUCCUGUGUUUGGCGGUUUACACCCCUGUUCCGAGUUAAACUGCCCAUGAAUGAACCUUUUCUGGAAAACCUGCCCGGACUACAUUGCUGGACAUAAUCAUGCUUCGCAGAAAGGCAAUCAGAUCGAUACAUUACAUUCAUCUUGUCUUAAUGUACUUUCGCACACUUACAGCAGACAUUUUACAUACCAAGUUGAACAGACGACUCGUAUGCCUUCUGUAUCAAAGAUGAAGAAAAUACUUUUUUUCAUUUCAAUUUUAUUCAUUUUACACCUUUUUAAUCAUAAACAUUCUUUGUAUAUUUCUUUUAAAGUGUCUUUAAGAAGUGCAAUAAAUGCUAUGAUCCUCA
Engraulis encrasicolus (European anchovy) is the source of this 6846-nucleotide messenger RNA. It is a transcript of the gene thada, whose product is annotated as THADA armadillo repeat containing. Bases 98 to 5983 code for a protein of 1961 amino acids. Gene Ontology annotation, biological process: tRNA methylation. The transcript has 38 exons. NCBI's taxonomy places the organism in Eukaryota, Metazoa, Chordata, Actinopteri, Clupeiformes, Engraulidae. The record is from RefSeq and is a predicted model, not a curated record. Gene Ontology annotation, cellular component: cytosol.